AUGGUGACACCCAAUACCACGCCAUAUAAACCGUCUCCUCUUUCUUUCGGCUCACCAAGGACCUCUCCAUUUCGACGGCAAUCUACAGUCAUCUCGCCGAAUGCGGUCCGCGCAAAUGCACCCGGAAGUCCCGCCAGCAAGCCGGCCACCCCUUCCCAGUCCCCCAGUAAACCGAACCAGCUGCAUGUGGCCGAAGAUGACGAUAUCUUUGCCGGCGAUGCUGGACUUCCAGUCACAACAAGGUUUAGGGAAUUCUCGCCCUCGCCAACACGGGGAGCCACUGCCCACACGGCGCGAAUGAGUCCCAAAACACGGGAGAGUCAGAAAGUGAAUAAUGAAUUAUUUUCCAGGUUACCGCCUGCACAGGUGCGAGAAAUGCGCGAAGCAUUUCAAGUCCUUGAUCGGGACAACGACGGUCAAGUAAACAAAGGAGACAUAAAGAAUAUUCUAAAUAAUUUAGGUCAAGAUUCGUCGCCCUCAGCAACAGAUGCAUAUUUCCCGCCUGGGUCGUCUCAAACUAUCAAUUUGCCUACCUACCUAAACACAAUUGCGUCUCUGGUAGUCCCUUUAUCGGAUCCCCAAGAGCUUCUCAAUGCCUUCGCUGCAUUUGACGAAGAUGAUAGCGGCCAGAUUGAUUUUGCUGAGCUCCGAGACGCCUUGCUUCACACUGCCCCGGAAGGCGAUGAAAGAAGGCUGACGGACAGGGAGAUCGACGAAGUUGUUUUUGGAUUCACUGGUAGACGGGCCUUUGGAUCGAAAGGAGCAAGGCAAGCCGGUCUUAGCACACCUAGAAACCGCGGCGAGGUUUUUCGGUAUCGGGACUUUGUCUCAAACAUAGCCGGAUCAGGCCAGGCGACAAAGAAUUCUUUAGUCAAUGUAUAG
This is a messenger RNA of Ophidiomyces ophidiicola, 882 nucleotides long. RefSeq lists its product as uncharacterized. Gene Ontology annotation, cellular component: myosin II complex; cytoplasm. Gene Ontology annotation, molecular function: myosin heavy chain binding; calcium ion binding; cytoskeletal motor regulator activity. Bases 1 to 882 code for a protein of 293 amino acids. The record is from RefSeq and is a predicted model, not a curated record. NCBI's taxonomy places the organism in Eukaryota, Fungi, Ascomycota, Eurotiomycetes, Onygenales, Onygenaceae. The transcript is spliced from 3 exons. Gene Ontology annotation, biological process: actomyosin structure organization; mitotic cytokinesis.